CUAACCCCGCAGGGGGCAAAAGAACAGAAGUGGUGAGGAAUGCAGUAGGUGAGAAAUGCCUGCAUCGCCAGCGCUGUAAGCAGAGCCCCCUCAAUGGGCGGGCACCUGUGAACUCAGGACCGCCUCCCACCCCCGCCCCCGUCCGGGCUGUGGGUACCCGUGUGGGGGACGCCGGGGGGACUGCGUGGGGGGUGCGUCUGGGCUCGGUCAGCCCCUCAUAGCCCAAUCCCCCCUCCGUGAGCCAUGCAAGUGGAGUCUCCCAGUCUGCGCCCCCUGGCUCUGGCUAACCAGCCUCAGUCCCCCCGUUGGAGCAUUUCGCCCCGAGCUUCCGAGCGCACUGGUUGCCAGCUGCAGCUCGGAGCUUGGUUACGCAAUUACUUGCCGCCGCUGCGACCGCGGCCAAAGCCCACCCCGGCAAGGAGUGAAUUUGCCGCGAGGUUCCCGCCUCGGAAAGAGGCGUCCCUCACUGCUGGCCAAGUGCCAGAGAAGGUGUGCACGCAUCUCCCCGCCAAAACCCAACCAUGGGCAACUCCUGCUUUGGCCUCAAGGAACGGCUGAUGAAGCGGCUGCGGCCUCUGCCUACCGUGAUCGUCAUCCGUACCUGCCUGCCCCAGAGGAGGAGCAGAGAUUUCCGCGUGGUGGUGCUCGGCUCGGCCGGCGUGGGCAAGAGCGCGCUGGUGCAGAGGUGGGUGCGCGGCAACUUCCGUGAGGCGUACCUGCCGACCAUCGAAGAUACCUACCGCCAGGCGCUGGGCUGCAGCCACAAGGCGGGCGCACUGCACAUCACCGACACCACCGGCGGCCGCCGCUACCGGGGCCUGCAGCGCCUCGCCAUUGCCAGGGGUCACGCCUUCAUCCUGGUCUACUCCGUCACCAAGAAGCAAACCCUGGAGGAGCUGAAGCCCCUCUUUGAGCUGAUCCGUCAACUCAAAGGCAACAACCCGCAAAAGUGCCCCAUCAUCCUGGUGGGCAACAAGUGCGAUGAGAGCCCCCGGGAGGUGAGCGAGAAGGAAGGUGCCGCCUACGCGUCGGAGUGGAAUUGCGCCUUCUUGGAGACCUCCGCCAAGAUGAAUAUCAAUGUGCAGGAGCUGUUCCAGAUGCUGAUAAACUUCGAGAAGAAGCCCGCCGCCGCCGCCGGCGCCCAGCCUCCCCAGAAGAAAUCCCAGAUCCCCAAGACCGCCGAGAAGCUGCUGGGCAAGUGCAUCAUCAUGUGAACCCUGAGCCUUAAGGAGCCCGACCCUCUUCUCCUUCAGUGUGCUGAAAACAUGGACCAACCCCAUUGUGCUGUGUCACCUGUACACGACUGACUUUUGUGCUGUGGUUUGGGUUGUAACAAUUAGAUGUCAAUAAAUGUCCCCUGUGAGUUAGUAACUUUUCUUUUCCCCAGGCAAGAGAACUCGAAUUGUUAAAAUAUGGACAUUGGAGGAGGAGAGGAAAAGAAACAGGAUGCAUUUUAAAGGAUGGGACUUGGACGGACUUUAGAGAUUAAUGUUUGAAAAAGAGAAUGGAAAUAGCAAAAUGAAUUGAAAGAUGUCACUGCCCUUCUUGUAAUCCUAUUAUUGUGUAUUAUUCUUAAACAUUUCGAGUCCUAUAAAUGUCUGAUCAUAUCUUCCCAUUGUGUAUUUAAUUGUUAAGAGAUGUUUUUGCAACAAAAUCUCUGACAGAUGACUGUGAGACAGAUACUAAACAUCAUAAAUAAAUGAAUGUUCUAUAGUUGAGCGUUGAGGGUGGGAGCAGAGAAAAUUGUGAUAGUGGAACUUGCUUACUAAAUAUGUACCAAUUGUUUCCUAAGUCAUUUAAAAAUGUUUGAGUAUUCUACACUGCAGUUUAAAAAAAUUGUAACAGUUCCGUGACUUAAUAAAGCUUUUCCUGCAUGCAA
Molecule: messenger RNA, 1879 nt
Organism: Orcinus orca (killer whale)
Lineage: Eukaryota; Metazoa; Chordata; Mammalia; Artiodactyla; Delphinidae
Gene: DIRAS3
Product: DIRAS family GTPase 3
Exons: 2
Coding region: 522-1214 (230 amino acids)
Biological process (GO): signal transduction
Cellular component (GO): plasma membrane
Molecular function (GO): GTPase activity; GDP binding; GTP binding
Source: RefSeq, a predicted model, not a curated record